AUGCCCGAGUACUGGUUUGUGUCUGUCCCCGGAGAGGGCAACCGCACCGUCACCUUCCAGAACUUCAAGGCCAAGAUCGCCUCCAGCCAGAACGACCUUGCUGAAGUCGCCCCAUUGCCCAUCCCUGAAUUCAAGAUUGGAACUUUGGAUACGCUCGUUUUGUUGUCGGAGGACUUGGCGAAGCAAGAUACCGCUUUUGAGUCGUCUGCCAACAAGCUGGUCGAUAUCAUUCGAUCGCUCUUGGGCGCCGAGGCUGCCACCAAGCUUGCUGGAAGUCUUUCUGUGAACGAGAAGACCAUCGAUAACUUUCUGAAGACCUUCCAAUGGAACACUAUGAAGUACCGCACGGACAAGUCACUCGUCGAACUCGCCGAGCUUCUGAACAACGAGGUCGCGUCGAUUGAUACCCUGAUGAAGAACAAGAUGGCCAACUACAACGUUGUCAAAGGAAAUUUGCAGGGCAUUCAGAGGCGAGAGAUGUACGGACUUGGUAACCUGGCAUCCAGGAACAUUGUCCCCUUUGUGAAGAAGGUGCACGUUGUUUUGGACUCUGAAUACUUGGAGACUCUUGUUGUCGCCGUACCAAAAACUCUUUACAAGGACUGGUCAAACAAGUACGAGAGCCUUACUCAGAUGGUCGUUCCUCGGUCCUCACAAAAAAUUGCUGAGGAUGAUGAGUACGGACUGUACACUGUCACACUUUUCAGGCGUAUUGUAGAGGACUUUACCAACAAGUGUCGCGAGGAGAGAUUUAUCGUCCGCGAUUUCAAGUACAGCGAGGAUGCGAUUGCGGAGCAGAGGCGUGAGCUGGAGGAGAUGGAUGCGUCUGAGAAGGAGCUGUGGGCAACGAUUCUGAGAUUGGCCAAGACCAAUUUUGGUGAGGUCUUCCAGGCAUGGACACACUUGAAGUCACUCCGCGUCUUUGUCGAGUCUGUCUUGCGCUAUGGUCUUCCUCCAGACUUUGUCGGCUUCACGAUCAAGCCCAAGCUGAAACAGGACAAGAAGAUUCUUGACAUUUUGACGGCACAGUAUGGUCAUUUGGGAGGAUCGCCUUCAAACCGAGGCGGUGCACAUCGCGAGGAUGCUACUGGAGACGAAGUUAUUCCUGGAUUCAACGAGAAGGACUACAAACCUUUUGUGUUCUUUUCUCUUAAAUUGGAUACUGAGAGACAAUAG
Messenger RNA from Linnemannia hyalina, 1176 nucleotides. The record is from the annotation of a GenBank genome assembly. NCBI's taxonomy places the organism in Eukaryota, Fungi, Mortierellomycota, Mortierellomycetes, Mortierellales, Mortierellaceae.